Oppiella nova is the source of this 1875-nucleotide messenger RNA. The record is from the annotation of a GenBank genome assembly. NCBI's taxonomy places the organism in Eukaryota, Metazoa, Arthropoda, Arachnida, Sarcoptiformes, Oppiidae.
GUUUGUUGAACAGAGAGGCAGCGUUUGAGUGAUCAGUGAAUGUGUGAACGCAUGACAUGAUGGCCAACGAGUCGGAGGGGCCCUCCAAACAGGACUUGUCCACUGUCUUCGCCAAACUCAAGACACACACUUCCAAUAAGACGUGUUUCGAUUGCGGGGCGAGAAGUCCAUCGUGGGUUAGCAUCACAUACGGUGUGUUCAUUUGCAUCGACUGUUCCGCUGUCCACCGCGGCCUCGGAGUCCACAUAUCGUUUGUGAGGUCCUCCGAGUUGGACACCAAAUGGAAUUGGUCUCAACUGCGAGCCAUGCAGUGCGGCGGCAACGCACCGGCACACCAGUUCUUCGUCGACCACAACUGCACCACAAAAGACUCCCAACAGAAGUACUCGAGUCGAGCGGCGCAGCUCUAUAGAGACAAAUUGGCGCAAACGGUGGCCAAUAGUCUCAAGAUGUACGGCCAUUGUCUGGAACUGCCCACUCCUGGUCCCACUGCCAGCCCCCCGGUGUCCGCCACCGCUUCGAAGGACUUCUGGUCCGAACACGAGAGCCAGCAAUCAGUGCCUAAAUCAAGUGUUUCUUCAGCUUAUUCUUCGAUUAAAUCUCAAAAGACUUCAUCGGAUGAGACGAUUGGUCCCAACGUUAGUCUCGUGACCGCCACUAAUGAAUCCGUCAGAGACUACAAGCCAUCGCUAAUCGGCUCCAAAAAGCCAAUCGUUAAGAAAGGGAUGGGCGCCAAGAAAGGGUUGGGCGCACAGAGAGUGCAAACAGAUUUCAAUAAAUUAGAAGAGGACGCCAUUAAAGCGGACCAAAUGAAGGAUCAUAUUGGAAAGAACGACAACAAACCCGUGACCGAAGAGGAAGCUAAGGAUCAGAUAGAGUCGAUUCGUUUGGCGUACGAAGACUUAAGCGAAAGACAAAAACAGACCGAAGAGAAGAUGCGAAUCAGUGAUCCAAAUAAAGCCAAUCAAUUAGAAAGACUUGGAAUGGGUUUCAGUAGCGCGCGAACCAAAAGCAGUGGUGUUUCGCAUUCAGCCGUUUCUGAUAUGCAGACAAUAGAACAGAUCCCAAAUCCCAACACUUCUUCGUCUAGGAAUUCGCGCGUAAAAGAGAUGGAAAGGGAGCUCAUGAUGUUGGAGCUCGGCUUCUCAUCCGGUCCGCCCAAGUAUAAAGACACGCCUUUUGGCAAAAGUGAAUACAAGUCAAGGGAUGACUACUCCACCGAUGACUUCUGGAGUGAAUUGGAUAAACCGGCUGAGAAAAAGCCCGAUAUUUUAGAUACAAUUGAAACCAUUGAUUUCGAGCACUCGAGGCAUUGUAAAUUAAGCCAACAAAGAGUUAAAGAGACGCCAACUGUUUCUGAACCCGUUUCUGGCGAUACACAGAAAAAGUUUGGUAAUGCAAAAGCCAUAUCUUCUGAUCAGUUCUUUGGUGGCAAAAGAGAUCUCGAUUACGAACAGCGAACAAAUCUCAAUCGUUUUGAAGGCUCUAAUAGUAUCAGUAGUGAUGACUACUUUGGACGAGCGGUGCCCCAAAGCUCGAAGGCAUCCUCAAUGUCUAACUUCAAUGGACCCAAUCUGUAUGACAUCAAAGAAGGUGUUCGCGAUGGUGUCACACAAGUGGCCGGAAAGUUGUCUAAUUUAGCCACUAAUGUCAUGUCUUCUCUACAGGAAAAAUAUGGCGGUUAUUGAAAAUGAUUUACUAUUUUAUUUAAGUUCUGGAAAUAAUUUUUUGUUACAAAAGUAUCGGAUUUGUUGUAAAUAUUGGAUACAAAUGUCAUCUUUUCUUAGAUAAUUGUUUUGUUAUUGAAAGCCAUUACAGGAAUGGAAAGAAAUCAUUAAAAUUUUGAUAACUAUUUUCGAUUCAUAAGUGUUUCCC